Akanthomyces muscarius is the source of this 1554-nucleotide messenger RNA. RefSeq lists its product as uncharacterized. Gene Ontology annotation, molecular function: carboxy-lyase activity; pyridoxal phosphate binding. Lineage: Eukaryota; Fungi; Ascomycota; Sordariomycetes; Hypocreales; Cordycipitaceae. Gene Ontology annotation, biological process: carboxylic acid metabolic process. Bases 1 to 1554 code for a protein of 517 amino acids. The transcript has 4 exons. Gene Ontology annotation, cellular component: cytoplasm. The record is from RefSeq and is a predicted model, not a curated record.
AUGUCACCACCCGCAGCGACCGAACACGCCCAAAAUGGCAAUUCCUCACCCGCCGCCGCCGCCGCCGCCAGUCCGCUGAACCGGGCCGGCGAGCUUGAGCAUCUCCUCCACGCCGUCCAGCAGCUCGUCGUCCCCUUUGUCCGCGCCGCCGACCAGUCCGCCGCCGAGAAGCCCACGGGCACCAUCCCCAAGGGCCACCGCAACGUCCUCGUCCAGACCACCGCGCCCGCCGACCUCGCCGCCAAGCUCAACCUCACUCUGCCCGCCGAGGGCCAGGGUGUCGAGGGCCUGCUGGCCAUGAUUCAGCGCAUUCUCGAUUAUAGCGUCAAUACCUGGGAUCAGGGCUUCCUCGACAAGCUCUACGCCAGCAACACUCCUGUCGGCGUCAUCUCCGACAUUAUUUUGUCAAUCCUCAACACAAACCUGCACGUCUACCAAGUCUCGCCCGCCCUCUCCGUCAUUGAAAAGGCUACCGGCCGCGCCCUCGCCAACCUCUUUGGCUUCACCGGCGCCUUUGCCGGCGGCAUCACCUGCCAGGGCGGCAGCUCCAGCAACCUGACGUCGCUCGUCGUCGCGCGCAACACCCUGUACCCGGACACCAAGACCAAGGGCCUCUCGGCCAAGCACCACGACUUCGUCGUCUUCACCAGCGCCCACGGCCACUACUCGGUCGAGAAGAGCGCCAUGAUCUGCGGCCUCGGCAGCGACAGCGUCUGGGCCGUGCCCGUCGACGACGACGGCUGCAUGCGCGCCGACGCCCUGCGCGAGCUCGUCGCCCGCGCCCGCGCCCAGGGCAGGACGCCGCUCUACGUCAACGCCACCGCCGGCACCACCGUCCGCGGCUCCUACGAGCCCUUCCGCGACGUCGCCGCCAUCUGCCGGGAGUUUGGUCUCUGGAUGCACAUUGACGCCAGCUGGGGCGGGCCCGUCGUCUUCUCCCGCGCCCACCGCCACAAGGUCGACGGCGCGCACCUCGCAGACUCGAUCACCAUCAACCCGCACAAGAUGAUGAACGUGCCCACCACCUGCUCCUACCUGCUGCUGCCCGAUACGCGCAGGCUCAAGGUCGCCAACAGCACCGCGGCCGGCUACCUCUUCCACGAGGGCGCCGAGGACGGCGAGACCUGGGACCUGGCCGACCUGACGCUGCAGUGCGGCCGCCGCGGCGACAGCCUCAAGCUCGCCCUCGCCUGGCUCUACUACGGCGCCGACGGCUUCGAGCGCCAGAUCGACCACGCCUUUGACAUGGCGUCGCUGCUGCACGCGCGGCUGGCCAAGACGGGCAACUUUACCCUGCUGUCGGGCAGCCCAACGCCGUGUCUGCAGGUGUGCUUCUACUACAGCCCCGGGGGCGUUCUGUCAGAGGACAAGGGCGUCAACACGCGCGAGACGCAGCGCAUCGUGCACGCGCUGAUUGAGCGCGGCUUCAUGGUCGAUUACGCGCCCGGGGACAAGGGCAGCUUCCUCCGCGUCGUGGUCAAUGUGCAGACGCUGCCGGGCACCAUGGAGGGUCUGGCCAAGGCGCUGAAUGAGGUCGGCGCGCAGGGCCAAUAA